AUGACGCGCCCUAUCCGUAGGAAUGCCCUCGAGAAGCUCGCAAAGCUGUCUGCGCAGGCCCCGCCCUCCGCAGGCCCCGACCACGACCUCCAGAGGCUGUACAAACGAUGUCCGAGCGGCUCGCUGGCGCAGAAUGGCACCUCUGGGGAGAACGGUGCGCCCACCGCGAAUGUGACCAACGUUUACAUGAAACUCCCAGAGCUCGAGGCCUUACUCGCCCUCUGCAGAGCCGCCCCCUUCGUAGAAUCCCCCGCCAUCGCAGACGAGCUACUGAAGCGCCUGGCACCAUACUUGCCCGAGUCCUUCGCCCAAAGAUUGGCACCUUCUCCCCAGUUACGCGACAUUGACCCUUCACCCUACGAGGUCCUUACCCAGCAUCUCACCUCCGCCAUCCUCGCAUUGGGGGCCCGGCACGACCGUUUGCGACCACGCGUUCUCGACAUCGUCACCCGGUAUGUGAAGGGUUGGUCAGCCGCUGCUGUUCAGUCAUCAUCAGAACAAUUCGACCACGAUGAUCAGGUCGACUUUGCAGCCGACGGCGAGCUCGGACGUGUCAUGACGCAGAGCAUGUCACUCUUGGGGUUCUUGAACGCAGCUGCCAAAUAUUCCACUUUCUGGAGCGCAUAUGACCAGCUGCAACUCGUUGAAAAUGUCCAAAUGGCACUGUCCGAAAAGUUUUUGAUCGCUUUUGAGACGGCUCUGUCAAUCGUGAGAAAUGCGCGUUCUCAUCAGCACGGUCUGAGAUACUGGAAACAGUUCGCAAAGCACUAUGCCGCCAUUGGACGACCGUUGGGCGCCAUGGUUCUCCAUGAUUCUUUCCUCAAGGUCAUUGUCGCAUGUGCUUCAGGACUCAUCCAGGUGCCACAUCACGAGCCUGACACCGAUGUAUUAGAUGGGCUUCAAAUUCCGCAUAACAGUAGCAACGUAUUGCGGGAUGCUACAACUGAUGCUCUUGCUGAAGGGCUAACGCGCAUUGCUGUCGAGGAAAUGGAUCGUUUGGACAACGAUCUUGACUAUCUACAACGUGUCGGAUCUGCCUGGCAACAACGUCAAGCUUCUGGGGUUAAGGCGAAGGUUAUCACGACGUGCGUGUGCUGUGCAGUCUACGAUGAGGACAUUGCCGACUCUGACCUACUUCUGUCAUGGCUCGAUAACGCUUUGAACGACCCCGUCCAAGCCGCAGAUCUUAAUCUGGCGUCGACAGUACUCAAGUCCAUGGCUGUGCUGGCCAAGCUCUCGCCAGUCAUUGCAGCGGGGCUCGGACGCUCUCUGCCGCGUGUCAUCGUUCAGGGCGGUUUCGAUCAGGAGACUGCAUCGAUAGCUGCUGAGUCACUUGCCUCCGUUCUUAGUCUCCUCCCACAAGACGCAGUCAUCACAACCUUGUAUAGCCUUGGGAACGUAAUUAGUACCGGCCCAGUUGGUGACCGUAAUUCCACCGCCACGACUUUGACGAAUGGCAACGGGAAGACCUCGCGGGCUACUGGUCUGUACAGCCAUCAGCACGAGGGUAGCGCCAUUUCGUUGACACCGAGUGACACCGAGGCGCCGAAUCACGUACAUAUGACCGUGAUAGAAACGAUCGUUUCCGUAGCAAGGAAAAGCAAGGAUGAGAAAAUUACUGCACUAGCUCUAUCCAUGCUUGUGCAAAAAGUGGGAUGGAUCAGUAAGGUAGUGGAUGCCAAAAUUGUCACUAAUUCUGCGCUUCUUGGAACGCAUAGCGGUCCUGGAGAGUUUCGGUCACUUCUUAAGCUCUACUCCAAACUAUGCCAUGAUGCUUUACUCAAAGAUGAUCGGUUUACUCUCGAAGCGAUCAAACAUGCACGACUCCACAUUUCUCGAGAAAUUGACGCCCAGUCGGAUGCUUUCGAGCUGUAUCUGACGCACCUGCUCGACACUAUCGUAAGCAAAGGUGAUUCGCCGGAAACACAUCAUCGUCAGGUCCGAGAUACAGAGCUGGCUGCGCAGGAGAUUGCUCAACUACUUCCGCCUUUGGCUCUGUUGCUCUCGCGAAAUGCUGGGCGUACAGACCCAUCACAAUUGGAUGACCAUGUUCUCAGUCUACAGAGAGAUGCUUGGUUCAACAUCGUGAUACAUGGCUUCGACCUCACGUCCAGUCUCUCUCAAGAACAUGUGGAUGAGCUCAGAACGCUAGCACGUUUCAGUCGAUCCUUGAUUACGGAGGAACGAGCCUCCCUCGCUGAAAGUGACAUUGAAUUGAACACUGUCUUGCGACGAGGCAAAUCUCCUGAACAUGUCGUCGAGCAGAAGAAACGUCUCGCGAAGUUGUUGCCGACAUGUGAGGCAGAUGUCAGAUCUUUGAGUUAUUCGGAAGCUGUUUUCUUGAACACCGCCUACCUGGUUGAAGAUCUACGAGCCAGUGCCGGUGACUGCACAAAAGCGCUCGCUUAUUUUCUCGACCCGAAACUGCGUAGCGGAGGCGUAGGCAACUGUAUGCUCGCUAUCGCGGCCGCUGCCACCCGAACGUAUGUGGCAAAAACGCUCUCCGGAAAGCUACACUCGUUCUCGACGCCAUACUUGGCACAGCAACUUUCGACCAUAUUCUCUGGGUGCUGUCAUCGAAUUGCAAGAGUCCAACAGGCGGCUUUCACAUGCGCAGACAUCAUCAUCCGAGAUGUGCCUUCUACACUUUGUCAGAAGAGCGCCUUGUUCGCUCUGUUAGAGCUCCUGUCGAUCAUGUGGUCCAGCUGCUUGGAAGGCGAAACCGACGAGUACGGGUGGACGUCCACUUUUGCGUCGGAGAAAUCCAACAUUGUUGUAGAGCUUUCAGAUGAUUACAAUUUUCGAAGAGAGACUUUGAACAGCCUUCACAAGCGGGCUGUGGCAUGGGUCAAAGGAGUUCUGGACAUUGCUCCACUUGACAUUAAAGGACUACUUCAGACCUACCUGUCUGAGUAUGACGACGAAGGCGCUUAUGGUCACAUCUCACUUGGUCGCUCUUUUGCGUUAGAGAUGGGCUCGGUGAUACCCACUACCGACCAACGUUUAGGUGCUAUCGAGCGACAAGGCAUAAACAUCAACACUGCAUCGGACUUCAUCGCGCAAUACACCACACGGCAGGAGUAUAAAUUCGUUGACGGUCAAAACGAGCAAGAUGAUGAAUGGCUACGACUCGAUGGAGCUAGCCACACGCAAUCUGCCUUUCGCCGUAGGAUCGACGAUGCUACCAGCUUACUCGUGGACCUCGAAAGUCGGACUUUGAAUAACAAUCACGUCACCAUCGCUGAACUUCGAGAUAUUCUUCGACGAGCCUCUGCACUUCUUUGUCGCGUUAAGUCAGACCAAGCUCCUGUUGUACAUCAUCUAGUUGGCAUUCCCUUCGCUGUCUUCACCAAGCAGUCGAUAAAGCUUGGUAUAUCUCUCUGGAUGAGUGUAAUCAAGGAAAACCCGCGAAUGGAGUCCCGCAUCCUCAUUUCUAUUGCAGAAUGUUGGGAAAACACUGUCAAUAAGCAAAAGGGCAUCUUCAGUCGGUCUUUAAAGCAUCCCGACCCCUUCUACGGUAAACAGGAGUUUGCUCCAACAGAUAAGCCAUAUCUCGCGAAACGACAACAACAUAUAUACAACGUCAUUGCUCCUCACUAUCGGCUUCUGCAAUUCCUUUCCAGCCAUUUCAAUGCUGCACGUCUCGGCAAUCCAGACAUAGAACUGGUUUACAGCAGACUGAUGCACGUCACACUCGAUGCACUCAGCUCCGGAUGUGCCCAACCGCUUGCGAGGGAAGCAUACUUUCAUGUAGUUCUCCUUGGUCUACGCAUUGUACGCCAUUGCACAACGCUCUCUUCUGCCAUAAAAUGGCGUUUGAAGGACCGCAUUUUGAGCGCAGGAUUAGCAUGGUUCGCGAAAGCACCAGAGUGGUCAUUCGGCGGCAAUCGCCUUCAGAUCAAGGCUGAGACACACGUUCUGGCUGAUGUUCAAGCUUACCUAGAAGUUGUCGGAAGAACUGACGCCAUCACCGAAGGUUCUCUGAAGUCGUUGAAAGCCAAGCAAGAUUUGCUGUCGCUUUUGAUUUCCAAUGAGCAGACUCGACUGAUGGUGUGGCUAUUCCCACUCGAUUACGGGAAGAAGCACCACUUCACUUCCGGUCAGCACAGCAAAACACUCGCAGAGGCUGCCGUCGCGUCGCAUCUCAGAACAGCGUGGGAUGAGAAUCCUUCUAUUGCUGUACAUCUUCCCAAACGCUUCCAAAACCAGCGCUUGGUCGCCGAAGUGCGUUUCCAAGUUCUCAACUUCCCUGAGCGAGUCCUCGGCGAGCCUGAUGCCAUCGAAAUUCUCCUAGGCAGACAAUUGCCGAACGAUGUCACCUUCCAACUCAAAUACCUCAUGUAUUGGGCAUCCCUAAACCCCAUCAGUGCAGUCACGUACUUUCUUCCGGCAUACGGCAAUCAUCCUUUCAUCAUUCAAUAUGCCAUGAGGGCACUUGAAAGCCACUCCGUCGAUGUUACGUUUUUCUACGUCUCACAGAUCGUACAGACACUCCGUUACGAUGUUCUUGGCUACGUUGAAAGAUAUAUCGUUGAAACGGCAAAGUUUUCCCAACUGUUCGCUCAUCAGAUCAUCUGGAACAUCAAGGCAAAUGCGUACAAAGACGAACAGUCUCUAAUACCUGAUCCUGUGAAACCCACCCUCGACAAAGUCAUGGCUAGUCUGGAGUCCAGCUUCAGCGAUGCUGACCGAAUUUUUUAUGAGAGAGAGUUUGAAUUCUUUGGCAAAGUCACCGGAAUUUCGGGCACGCUACGGACAAUCUUGGACAGACCCAAGGAGGAGAAGAAACAGAUGAUCGAGGAAGAGCUACGCAAGAUACAGGUCGAUGUUGGUGUCUAUUUGCCCAGUAAUCCAGACGGUGUUGUGGUCGGCAUCGACCGUAAAUCCGGAAAGCCUUUGCAAUCCCAUGCAAAGACACCUUUCAUGGCCACCUUCCGCAUUCGCAAGACUAAGGUAGAUGCAUUGGAAGGAGAAAACGGCGACGGGCUCGUCAGCAGCGCGUCCUCCUCCAAACAAAACUCCUACGAGGUCUGGCAGUCGGCUAUCUUCAAGGUCGGCGACGACUGCAGACAAGACGUUCUAGCGCUCCAGAUGAUUGCCGCUUUCCGUGGUAUCUUCAACAAUGUCGGCCUCGACGUCUGGGUCUUCCCCUACCGUGUCACUGCCACAGCGCCCGGCUGCGGAGUGAUCGAUGUGCUUCCCAACUCCAUCUCGCGCGAUAUGCUCGGUCGCGAAGCUGUCAACCGUCUUGACGAUUAUUUUGUUAGCAAAUAUGGCAACGAAGACUCGAUCCGCUUCCAGGAAGCGCGUAGUAACUUCGUAAAGAGCAUGGCUGCCUACAGCGUCAUCUCCUUCUUGCUGCAAUUCAAAGAUCGCCACAACGGCAACAUUAUGAUCGAUGACGCCGGUCACAUCAUUCACAUUGACUUCGGCUUCUGCUUCGACAUCGCGCCGGGCGGCGUCAAGUUCGAGCGCGCGCCAUUCAAACUGACUGGCGAGAUGAUUGCCGUCAUGGGCGGCAGCCAGACGUCGCAACCGUUCCGUUGGUUUGAGGAGCUCACCGUCAAGGCUUUCUUGGCGAGCCGGCAGCACUGCGACCACUUGUGCCAGAUUGUAGAGGUAAUGCUGGACAGCGGAUUACCGUGCUUUGUUCCGCAGACGAUCCAGCAUUUUAGAGAGCGGUUCGUGCUGGAGAAGAGCGAGAGGGAGGCGGCGGACUAUAUGCGUGAGCUGAUUCGGCGGAGCGCGAGCAGCAAGAGUACAGGUGUGUACGACCAGUUCCAAUUAGUCACCAACGGGAUUCCCUUUUAG
This is a messenger RNA of Didymosphaeria variabile, 5811 nucleotides long. It is a transcript of the gene STT4, whose product is annotated as phosphatidylinositol-4- kinase. Bases 1 to 5811 code for a protein of 1936 amino acids. Gene Ontology annotation, molecular function: 1-phosphatidylinositol 4-kinase activity. Gene Ontology annotation, biological process: phosphatidylinositol phosphate biosynthetic process; phosphatidylinositol-mediated signaling. Gene Ontology annotation, cellular component: plasma membrane; cytoplasm. The transcript is spliced from 9 exons. NCBI's taxonomy places the organism in Eukaryota, Fungi, Ascomycota, Dothideomycetes, Pleosporales, Didymosphaeriaceae. The record is from RefSeq and is a predicted model, not a curated record.